CGUGUGGGGAGGGGCGCCGGCACUGCCCCGCAACGGGAGCCCCCGCAACGCCCCACACCGGGCAAGGGAGACACUGGGUGCCCCUCCAGCAGCGGAGAGCUGUGACCCCCCAGCUCUCCCGUCUCUGGCCCGGCCACCCCGAGGCUUCCCAGCUGUCAGCACCGCGCAGACUUCCUUCCUAGGAGAGGCUCGGCGCGGCUGGCCCUUGGUCUCUGCUCUGUGGCCCUAGGCAAGUCCGGAAGGGCGGACAGCGAGUGUGGCCACUGCCCGGCGGGCUGGGGCGCGUCCAUUCGCCCAGGGCGGGGGGCCGGACGAGCCCAGGUGAUGGCCGGACAAGGCCAGACGGGGCCGGACCAAGCCGGGAACGGCCGGACAAAGCCAGACGGGCCCGGACAGGGCCGGCGAGGCUCGGGAGAGCCCAGGCGCACUCACCGCGGCCGCCCCCGCCCGCUGCGCGACCCUCCGCUCCGGCCGCCGCGCUCGCGUCUCUACGGCGGAGCCCGCCAGGCCCGACACCACGAUCCCCGGAGCAUCGAUGGCCGUGGAAGGCCGAGUGCCUGGGCCGUCCGCGCCGGCCUCUCGUGCGCCUGCGCCUCGGGCCCUGAAGGCCUGCAGGCUCUUCUUUGUGCGCCUGCGCGAGCUCGGGCUCCCUGCGAGCGGCGCCCCUGGCGGCCAGGAGGAACGGUGGCCGCGGGCCGUGUGCGGGGGGAGGUUAUGGGCCGAGGGUUCGAGACCCGCCUCUGGCGCUCGCGGCGGUCCGACCCUGAGGAAGAGGUUUCACGAACCCCGUGAUGUUAACCGUGGGGAUGAGACCAGCUGGUGGCGGUUUAAGGGAGAUGGACGUGCAAAGGGGUGCCGGGGGACAUGGACAAACAGCUGGAGGCCAACUUGGACUUUGUACGCAGCACACGGUGCCAGGGACCUGCCGGGAGGAGCAGGGCGGGCCGGGCCUGUGCGGAGGCUGCGGACGCGGGGAGGGACGUGGGCGUCCUGGGCUGGGCUCCUGGCGGCUCUGGACAGUGGACUCCGACCCAGGACCCAGCGCUCAGCCUCCCCCAGUCCUGUCACUGUCGCCGCCAUGCCGCCCUCGCGGACCGUGCUCCUCGUGGCUCUGCUCCUGGCGGCCGGCUCCCUGGGCCAGGGGCCUCGGCGCCCACCCCGGCGCCCCGCCCCCGUCGGCAGCCUGCAGCCCCAGGCGGGCUUCGACGCGCGGCAGUUCGCAGGGACCUGGCUCCUGGUGGCCGUGGGCUCCGCCUGCCGCGUCCUGCGAGAGCAAGGCCACCGGGCUGAGGCCACCGCCCUGCACGUGGCUCCCCAGGGCACAGCCAUGGCCGUGAGCACCUUCCGAAAGCUGGAUGGGAUCUGCUGGCAGGUGCGCCAGCUCUACAGAGACACGGGGGUCCCCGGCCGCUUCCUGCUCCAAGCCAGAGGCGCCCGCGGGGCCGUGCACGUGGUCGUCGCUGAGACCGACUACCAAGGUUUCGCCAUCCUGUACCUGGAGCGGGCCGGGCGGCUGUCGGUGAAGCUGUACGCCCGCUCCCUCCCUGUGAGCGACUCCAUCCUGAGUGGGUUUGAGCGGCGGGUCCAGGAGGCCAACCUGACCGAGGACCAGGUCUUAUUCUUCCCCAAGUACGCCCUGUCCCUGCCUGGGCCCCCAGGCUUCUGCGAGGCUGCGGACCAGUUCCACAUCCUGGACGGUGAGUGGGCAGCAGGGCCGGGCCAGCCGAGCCAGGGCCACGUGCUGUGUGCUGAGCCCCUCUCUGCCGCAGAGGUGAGGAGGUGAGGCCCGUGCCCACGAGAAGACCCUGCCGGAGGAGACCCCGCUGGAGGAGGCGCCUGCAGCCCCUCCUCACAGAGCCCCGGGCACCACCAAGAGGUCACGGCCACGGGUCAGAGCCUACCCCACCACGGGGUCUCCUGUCGUCUGUCCUGGGAGGCUGUCCCUGCACCCCAAGCUCAGUGGUGUGGGGGGAAUGCGUUCUCAUUAAACAUCUCAGACGGGG
Messenger RNA from Lemur catta (Ring-tailed lemur), 2003 nucleotides. It is a transcript of the gene C8G, whose product is annotated as complement C8 gamma chain. Gene Ontology annotation, biological process: complement activation. The coding region runs from base 536 to 1783 and encodes 415 amino acids. The transcript has 6 exons. NCBI's taxonomy places the organism in Eukaryota, Metazoa, Chordata, Mammalia, Primates, Lemuridae. The record is from RefSeq and is a predicted model, not a curated record. Gene Ontology annotation, cellular component: membrane attack complex.